Messenger RNA from Cornus florida, 2007 nucleotides. Its product is annotated as thioredoxin reductase NTRC. Gene Ontology annotation, biological process: removal of superoxide radicals. Bases 53 to 1672 code for a protein of 539 amino acids. The record is from RefSeq and is a predicted model, not a curated record. The transcript is spliced from 10 exons. NCBI's taxonomy places the organism in Eukaryota, Viridiplantae, Streptophyta, Magnoliopsida, Cornales, Cornaceae. Gene Ontology annotation, molecular function: thioredoxin-disulfide reductase (NADPH) activity. Gene Ontology annotation, cellular component: cytoplasm.
GAAGAAGACAAGAGGGGUUAGUUGGUUAGAUAUAUUGUAUGGUCCGAAACAAAUGGCAGCGAAGAUAGGAGGAGGCAUCGGAGUCGGAAUCGGUAUCGGGAAUCUGACUCAGCCUCAGCUAGCUGCGAUGUCCACUCCUUCAACUCUCUCCAACGCUCUUCCCUCCGCCAACGGUCUCUUCUUACUCAGAACCGGGUCCACUCGCAGACGCACUCUCCGCGUCCACUCAAUUUCUGCUCGAACUCACCACGCUUCUUUCCCUUCCUCAACUCGAGUCAGAGCCUCGACUUCCUCGGAGGAGCCACCCAAUUACUCUCCAGCUCAAGGCGUUGAGAAUCUGGUAAUUAUCGGUUCAGGUCCUGCUGGAUAUACAGCGGCUAUUUAUGCAGCUCGUGCCAACUUAAAGCCUGUAGUGUUUGAGGGGUAUCAAGUAGGUGGUGUUCCUGGUGGGCAAUUGAUGACUACAACUGAAGUGGAGAACUUUCCGGGGUUCCCAGAUGGAAUAACUGGUCCGGAUUUGAUGGACCGGAUGCGACGACAAGCUGAGCGUUGGGGAGCAGAAUUGUUCCAAGAAGAUGUGGACUUUCUUGAUGUGAAGAACAGCCCUUUUACUGUGCAAAGUAGCGAACGAAAGGUUAAGUGCCAUAGUGUUAUUGUGGCCACUGGUGCUACGGCAAAAAGGCUUAGAUUACCUCGCGAAGAUGAAUUUUGGAGUAGAGGAAUUAGUGCUUGUGCAAUUUGUGAUGGAGCUUCGCCGCUGUUCAAGGGGCAAGUUCUUGCUGUGAUUGGAGGAGGUGAUACAGCUACAGAGGAAGCAUUAUACUUAACUAAAUAUGCUGGUCAUGUUCAUUUACUUGUACGUAGAGACCAACUAAGGGCAUCCAGAGCAAUGCAAGAUAGAGUUUACAACAAUCCAAAUAUCACCUGUCACUUCAAUACAGAGGCUGUUGACGUUGUUAGCAAUCCUAAAGGACAGAUGUCUGGAGUUUUGGUUAGAAAACUUGAUACUGGAGAGGAAUCGGUGCUCGAGGCAAGAGGCUUAUUUUAUGGGAUAGGUCAUUCACCAAAUAGCCAAUUGUUGGAAGGCCAAGUUGAACUUAGCAGAUCAGGCUAUGUGUUGGUUCAAGAAGGUACUGCAAAGACUUCUGUUGAAGGUGUAUUUGCAGCUGGAGAUGUACAGGACCCGGAGUGGAGGCAAGCCAUAACUGCAGCUGGUUCAGGAUGCAUUGCUGCUUUAUCAGUUGAAAGAUACCUUGUCAGCAAUGAUCUUCUUGUGGAAUUUCACCAGCCCCCCACUGAAGAGGUUAAAAAGGAGCUCACGGACAGGGAUGUACAAGAAAAAUUUGACAUCACUCUUACGAAGCACAAGGGCCAAUACGCUCUACGGAAAUUGUACCACGAAAGUCCAAGGCUUAUAUGUGUACUAUACACAGCACCAACAUGUGGUCCGUGUAGGACCUUGAAGCCAAUUCUUAGUAAGGUUAUAGAUGAAUUUGACCAGAAUAUACAUUUCGUUGAAAUUGAUAUUGAGGAAGAUCAAGAGAUUGCAGAGGCAGCUGGAAUUAUGGGGACACCAUGUGUGCAAUUUUUUAAGAACAAGGAAAUGAUCAGGAACGUGCCAGGGGUCAAAAUGAAGAAAGAGUACAAAGAGUUUAUUGAAGCAAAUAAGUGAGUCUUUUUUCCUUAAAUGCUUAUUUGGCCGAUAUGAUCAUUUUGCAAUUCAAUUUUGUUUCUUCUAAAGUGGCUAGUUGAAAAUGCCUUGUACUUUUUUGUGAUUCUUUUGUAUCAGUCAAAAUGUAUCCUAAAUUUACACAUGCUGAGUUAAACGCAUUAUACACUUCUAAAACUUCAAUAUUGUUAUUAUUUUUAUUUUAUUUUUAACGACUCUGCAAAUCUGGCAGAGUUUAAUCAUGGAACAAUUUACAUCAUCUGUACAUCGUACUGGGUACUGACUUUAAGAUGUACUUGUUGAAUAAUUGAAUUAAAAUUCAUUCAUUUUAAAUCCUA